UCUUUGUUCAUUCAGUGACCAUCCACAAGCCUGCAGCAAUGGGGACAUUUAUGUUUGUUCUGAUAUGGAGUUUCACCCUUGUGUCCAUCAGUGAGCAAUCUCCUUCGUUUGUCAUUACAGCUCCUAAACUUAUUCACCUAGAGGUACCUGAAAAUGUAGCAGUACAGGUACAAGGAGUGCAAAACCCUAUUAAAAUGACUUUAUACUUGGAGAAUCCUGGUCGUGGAACCCAUUCUCAGAAGUGCUCUCAAGAUGUUGUCAUCCAACUGCCGAUCAAUGGUUUUUAUGAGACGGUUGUUUCUUUGAAGAUUACCAAACAGCAGGCAGACCAAUGCCAGCUAUUCACACAAGUGAGAGAAAAGUAUUUGCAUUUGGUGGCAGAGAGCUCAAAUUACUUUUCCAUACGCAAGGUACCCAUCCGCUGGUCCACAAGAAGGGGUUAUCUUUUCAUCCAGACUGACAAGCCUAUAUAUACACCCAAUGAACGAGUCCAGUUUCGUGUGUUUACCUUGGACCACAUGAUGAAACCCACUGAGGAGGCAAUUGCCUUGCAAGUAUUUAAUUCCAGAGAUAUCCAAGUUAUGCACAAAGAGAAGUUUUCUCAAAACUCCAUCAUUAGCGAACAUUUUAUGAUUCCAGACAUUGCAGAAUCUGGAAUUUGGAGGAUUAUGGCCUAUUUCUCUGACUCUCCAAUGUCUAAUGUGACAACAGAAUUUGAAGUAAAGAAAUUUGUUCUGCCAGCUUUUGAGGUGAAGAUCAUCCCCAACAAGAUGUACUACUCCAUCAGGGAUCCCAACUUCAGUUUCUGGAUCACAGUCUUGUACACAUAUGGAGAAGCGGUGAAUGGUGUAGCGUAUCUGAGGUUUGCCAUCAUUGAUCAAGCUGGUAACACCACGUUUUUGAAAGGAUUAGAACAGCAGGCCAAGGUUACUGAUGGGAAAUGUGAUCAUCUUCAGCUGAACAGUUCAGACAUAGAAAAGAAACUUAACAAAAAAGUAGCUGAUUUGGAGGGAUUCCAAUUGUACAUCGCUGUGACUAUGGUGGAGACUGCUAGUGGUGAAAUGGAAGAGGCAGAAAUUAAAGUGAAGAUUGUCUCAUCUCCCUACAAUAUUGACCUGUCACGAACUAAGCGUUUCUUUUCUCCAGGAAAUCCAUUCCAUGUAGUGGCUACUGUUUCUACUCCAGAUGGUACACUACUCCCUUUUGUGCAAGUAAAGCUUCAAGUGAGGAUAAGAGGCAGUAACGAUAUACAACAGGUCCACAGUACUAAUAAAGAUGGCCUAAUUGAGUUUCCAGUUAACAUCCCAAUAUCAGCAACUGAACUGAAUGUAAAGCUAACUGUUGGUGAAGAUGCAGAGAUGAGCAUCUCAGAGAUGGUUGCUACCAUUUACAAAUCAGACAGCAAAAGUUAUCUUUAUAUCAAUGUGCCACAGACGAUCUUUAAACUCUCUGACCCCGUAAGAGUUAUCUUACAGGAUGUUACACCAGCAGGGACCAAUGUGGAUUACUUUUAUUACUUGAUUAUCAGCAAAGGACGGAUACUAGACAUAAAAAAAAUUGCACGGACCUUAGUCACUGUGGUCCAUCUACAUGUAGAAGAAAACAUGAUCCCUUCUUUCAGAUUUGUGGCUUACUACUAUCGUGGAAAAGAGAUUGUGGCUGACUCUGUCUGGGUUGAUGUGAUUGACAGGUGCGCUGGAAAGCUGGAACUGAAGCCUAGUGUUUCACCAACAAACUAUCAUGAACCAGGCAGUUCCAUGACGAUGGGCAUUUAUACCAGUGGGGCGGCAUCUGUUUCUCUGGUAGCUGUUGACACAGCUGUUUAUAUUUUAAACAAGAAGAACAAGUUAUCUUCCAACAAGGUGUUUGCUGCAAUGAACUCAUAUGACCUUGGCUGCACAGUUGGCAGUGGUCAGAAUAACCUGGGUGUAUUCUCAGAUGCUGGGCUGUCAAUCCUGUCUGACACAAUUCAGUCUGAUAUCACACAAGACUACAGCUGCAAAUCAGAGUCCAGGAGACAAAAGCGUUCUCUUCAACUUCAACCAAAGAUGCAAGGAAAAGUGGACGAGUACCCAGACAAUGUGAAGAAAUGCUGCAGUGAUGGAAUGGCACAGAUUAAAAUGAGACUAACAUGUGAACAGCGGGCAAGCAGAAUCAAACCUAUCUAUCCUGUUUGCAAAAAAGCUUUCUUAGAGUGUUGCCAAUAUGCCGAGAAGCUCAGAGCGGAAGAGAGGAAGAGAAGAAUCCAUCUUCCAGGACUGGCACGAACAUUUGAGGAUUGGGCAGAUGAACAGGAUUUCUUUGAUGAAAGUGCAAUUGUGACUAGAACUGUCUUUCCUCAAAGCUGGUUGUGGAAAACAGUGAAUGUAAAAGACAAUGGUGAAUACAUGCACAGAGAUAUACAAUUACCCGACUCCAUCACAACAUGGGAAGUCCAAGCUGUAAGCCUGUCAAAAACCAAAGGUAUAUGCAUUGCCGAGCCUGUUACAAUCAAAGCCUUCAAAAAGUUCCACAUUUCACUCCGCCUGCCUUACUCUGUAAAACGUUUUGAGCAGUUGGAAAUAAGGGCAGUACUGUACAACUAUCAUGAUGGAGAACUCAAGUUUACUAUAAUCAUGAAAGAGGCUGAAGGAAUUUGCAAUUCUGCUACUUCAUCAAAGGGAAUUAAGCAGGAACUGACUCUAGGACCUAAGUCUGCAAAAGCUGUGUAUUUCUCUGUGGUACCCAUGAAAGUGGGUAAUAUUCCCAUACACAUUUUGGCCUACGAUAGUACAUUUGGGAUCAAUGAUGGGAUUUUAAAGACUCUUCGAGUUGUUGGUGAAGGAGUCACAAAGAUAGAUGAAAGCACUUUCCAUGUUAACCCAGAAGGCAAAGGCGAAAGGUCCUUUACCAUAGAUGAAGAUGUUCCACCUAAUGUAGUCCCUGAGGCACCAUAUGAGAUGUAUGUGCGUGUGAGUGGUGAAAUGUCUGAAGAAACUGUGGAUAACUGCUUGGAUCCUGGAAAUAUCGACAAAUUUAUCCGUGUGCCAAAUGGCUGUGCAGAGCAGACAAUGAUCUAUAUGUCACCCGCUGUAUCGACCAUUGAGUACCUGGAUCAGAGUGAGCAGUGGCUGAAGAUGAAACCCGAACGUAAACAGGAAGCACUGAAAAUCAUGCAAAUGGGGUACAAUCGAAUCUUGGAAUACAAGAAGGAUGAUGGCUCCUAUGGUGCAUGGAAACAUCAUCCAAGCAGCACUUGGCUAACAGCAUUUGUUGCAAAAGUUUUGUCGCGAGUUUCUUCCUACAUUUAUGUGGAUAAAAAAGGUGUGAUCCAUGCUGCAGUGAAUUAUCUGCUAAAACUACAGAAUGAUGCUGGUGCUUUCACUGACCCAAAUCCAGUUAUACACAGAGAGAUGCAGGGUGGAAUUGGAGGCACCGAGGAGCGUGUUUCCCUAACAUCCUUUGUCAUCAUUGCUCUCUACCAUGUGAACAAAACAUAUGCAGACCUCAAUGAGCAAAAGAAGCUGCAAACAAGUAUUGAGAGAGCAGUAGAAUUUCUGAAGCAGAGGCUGCCACAAACAGAGAGCAUAUAUACCCUCGCCAUUUCUGCAUAUGCACUGACCCUCAUUGAGCCUGAUAGUAGUGAGGCCAAGGAUGUCAGUGACAGGCUGGACAGAGCUGCAAAAUAUGAUAAAGAAAAGGACACACGCCAUUGGGAAAUUGAGGAAUCCAAAAGACUUAAAGAUGAAUCUCGAGCUCACCUUGUGCCAAAAUCUUCUGCCCUUGGUGUAGAAGUCACAGCAUAUGCCCUGCUCCAUACCUUGUUGCUCAAAGAUAUUAUCUAUGCCAACUCUAUAGUUAAAUGGCUAACUGAACAGAAGAACUAUGGAGGAGGUUUCUAUUCAACACAGGACACUGUUGUAGCCAUGGAGGCCCUGGCACAGUACUUUAUUAUGAUACAUGGCGGAGAUGAAACCAACAUGGAAGUUCAACUGAGUUCGCCUGCAAGAAGCUUUAAAAAGACCAUCAUGGUGACAAAGGCUGGAAGAAGUAUACAAGAAGAUUUACAGUUUCCUCUAGGAACCAAAAUUAAUGUUGAUGUUCGAGGAAAGGGAAAAGGAGCCAUAAGUAUUAUGAGACUGUAUAAUGUCAUAGACGUUGACAACAGCACUUGCACAGACAUAAAAAUUGAAGUGACUUUGAGAGGAGAGGUGAAGUAUGAACCAGCUGAAGAAUAUGAUUAUGACUAUGGUGACGCAAUGGCUGAUGAACCCUUCAGCAAAAUCAGCUGGUUUGACCGACGGAACAGGAGGAGGAGAGAAGCAGCAGCUCCCGGCAGCAGUGAUAAACCCGUGAUAUAUGACAUCUGCAUAUGGAGAGACCCAAAAGCAAAGGUGUCCGGUAUGGCUAUUGCUGACAUUACCAUGCUGAGUGGCUUUGAGCCAAACAGUGCUGACCUUGAUAAGUUGGUUUCACUUACCGAACAAUAUAUCAGUCACUAUGAGUUCAAGGAAGGGAGACUACUACUUUACUUUGAUGAGAUUCCAAAAGAAAAAGAUUGCAUAUCCUUUGAAGCAAAGCAAAUUCUACCAAUUGGACUACUUCAGCCCACUAGUGCAAGUCUUUAUGAUUUUUAUGAACCAGGUCAAAAGUGCAUUGUAUUUUACAAUGCCCCAGAUCGUAGUACAUUUGUGAAUACUCUCUGCUCAGAUGAUGUGUGUCAGUGUGCUGAAGGACCAUGUCCUAUUUACAGAAAAACUUUUGAUAAAGGCAUGACAGAAGACAAACGUAUGUCACAUGCCUGCUACAGCCCCAUCGUAGAAUAUGGCUACAAAGUUAAAGUACUAAGAACAACACAGCAAAACAGUUUUGAAGUCUAUAUGUGUGAGGUAGUUGAACCUCUCAGAACUACUAAAGAUUCAAAACUGAAGGCAGGAGACUUUCGAUAUUUCCUGAAGCGCAGAUCCUGUAAACUUCAGCUGUCACCUGGUAAAGAGUACCUGCUAAUGGGAAAUGACGGGAAGACCUCUGAUGCCAGCAAGAAUGUACAAUAUCUCUUGGACUCAAAAACUUGGAUUGAAGAGAUUCCAGAAGACAGAAAAUGCAGAGGGACAGCAUACAGACCUGCGUGCAAUGAACUGCAAAACUUCCUUACAAAGUAUGAAAUGGAUGGUUGUGCUGUCUAAAUCUACCAUUUUUUAUGUACUCACCCAAAUGGUAAUAAGAAAUUCUGCAUUAACGCUACAAAACAGGAUGACUACAGAAAUAAAUGCCAAGAAUUACACAUUUCUGUAUAUUUUCCAGAAUUAAAACAAUUACUUAAGUAGUUACAUCUAUUUCAUACUCAGUUCUACUAUGUACACUGUUUAGUUUUGCAUUUUUAACCAAUUCCAAUAUGACUUGUACAGCUUGCUUUUUUCAUCCAGUACAAAUACAGUAAAAGUUACAUUCUGUCUGUUACUGAUCUAUUAAAAUAUCAGGGGCACUAGACUGUUUUUGUAAUAGGGAUAUCUCUCUUCCUUCAUAUCAACUUAGUUAACAUUCAAUAAAGUAAAAAGGAAAUAAAUUA
Molecule: messenger RNA, 5548 nt
Organism: Protopterus annectens (West African lungfish)
Lineage: Eukaryota; Metazoa; Chordata; Ceratodontiformes; Protopteridae
Gene: C4B
Product: complement C4B (Chido blood group)
Exons: 41
Coding region: 39-5165 (1708 amino acids)
Biological process (GO): complement activation
Cellular component (GO): extracellular region
Molecular function (GO): endopeptidase inhibitor activity; protein binding
Source: RefSeq, a predicted model, not a curated record